This is a messenger RNA of Grus americana (Whooping crane), 1446 nucleotides long. It is a transcript of the gene CACNG1, whose product is annotated as calcium voltage-gated channel auxiliary subunit gamma 1. Gene Ontology annotation, biological process: regulation of calcium ion transmembrane transport via high voltage-gated calcium channel; calcium ion transmembrane transport. NCBI's taxonomy places the organism in Eukaryota, Metazoa, Chordata, Aves, Gruiformes, Gruidae. Bases 143 to 823 code for a protein of 226 amino acids. Gene Ontology annotation, cellular component: membrane; L-type voltage-gated calcium channel complex. The record is from RefSeq and is a predicted model, not a curated record. Gene Ontology annotation, molecular function: calcium channel regulator activity; voltage-gated calcium channel activity. The transcript is spliced from 4 exons.
CAGCCCAGCAGCUGUCUGCGGCCGCCCCGCUCUCCCGGGGAGGUGCGGGGCUGACAUUUGCAAAUGCUCAGAUGCGCCAGGAUUUCAGGAGACCUCGUGAAUCACCCGCCGCGCUCCACCGGGAGCACGGGUCUGGAGCGGGAUGGACGAGAGCAAACCCCUGAAGGUCCGGCUGACGUUCUCCGUGAUCCUGGUUGGCGUCUCGCUCCUGUUUGCGGCCGUAGUGACUGACCACUGGGCCGUGCUGAGCCCCAAAGUGGAGGAAUAUAACGCCACCUGUGAAGCGGCUCAUUUCGGGCUAUGGCGACUCUGUACAAAGCGGAUUUUUAUGCAGGAGCAAGGUCCCAAAGAGAAGGGCUGUGGGCCGAUAAGCCUGCCAGGAGAACACAACUGUUCCUACUUCAAGCACUUCACACCGGGACAGAGCUCAGAGAUAUUUGAAGUAACCACCCAGAAAGAAUACAGCAUUUCAGCUGCAGCCAUUGCCAUCUUCAGCGUUGGCUUUGCAAUCAUCGGAACAAUCUGCGUCCUCUUAUCCUUCAGGAAGAAGAGGGACUAUCUGCUGAAGCCAGCAUCCAUGUUCUACACCUUUGCAGGUCUCUGCAUCAUCAUCUCUGUUGAAGUCAUGAGGCAAUCCGUGAAGAGGAUGAUCGACAGCGAGGAGACAGUCUGGAUUGAGUACAGUUACUCCUGGUCCUUCGCCUGCGCCUGCGCCUCCUUCGUCCUGCUCUUCAUCUGCGGCAUCACCCUCCUCCUGAUCGCACUGCCUCGCUUCCCCCAGAACCCCUGGGAGACCUGCAUGGAUGCAGAACCAGAGCACUGAUGUUCCCAGCACCCAUGAAAAAAAAGCCAGAAAGUGUUUUGAAAAGAUUUGUAUUUUUUAAAAUGUCUGGGUCUUACUAUACAACGUGCACCCCAUUAACUAAGUCAUUACUGAACCAAGGCAUGUUCAAUUGUAAUUAUUGCUUUGUUCCUUUUUCUUUUCUCUCUCUCUCUCUCUUUUUUUUUUUUUUUUUUUUUUUUAAAGAAAGCAGAAAGAGCAUUCAGCACAGCGUGAAUGGCACUGCUCUGUGCCAGUUUGGGGAUGCCUUAGGCUGAUGCAGUUGAGGGAAAAUCCACGUGUAAGACAGCUCAUGCCACAGAGAAGACAACCUUCUUAGGGAGAAGAUGUUUGGUGUAGUUCAGGUUAAAGAGCAGAUCCACGACGGAUAUUGGGCUUUUACGCCUCACUUGGUCCAAGAGAGACGAUGCAAAACUCUAGCUCCGUGGGGAGUCAUUUUCCCAUUCAUGCCAUACUCCUCUACCUGCCCAAGAAGGAUUAGCUCACCACUCUGGAAUAAAUUGGAGAUCCUUACGCUGUUCUAUUAAACUGUUAAAAUUAAAAAUAAAUUUAAAAAAUACUUUGCCUAGCAUUGGGAUAAAAAUUUCUCCUACAAAUUUACACCC